GUCAUAUGGUAUGUUUAUGUUGUUUAUAUUUUUAUAAUUUAUUUGUUUACGAUUGAAGAUAUUUAUUUAAAUUUUUAAACUAUCGAGCUAAUAGUUUAAGUUCUGUUGCUAUGAAGUCUUUCAAGUUACAAGUUUAAACUUUUCGCUUGUUGAAUAUUAUUAUAAAGCUACAGAAUAACAAAAAAAACUUAACUUUAAAUAAGAUUAAAAAUUUAUAGUUGCUACAAUGUCCUUCACUGCCGUUCAUUUGGUGAAGAGAGGUUUUCUGUCUCAACACACUAAAAAAUGCAUAAUAAAAUUUCUUGGAGAUGCAAAAAGCGGACCUAAUCUAUGCAAAGGGUUUUAUCCUGUAACCUUUACCAGAGCUUUGUGCAGUUCUUCAAAUUCUGGUGGGAAAGAUAAUGAUUCAAGUGUAAAAAAUAGAGAUGGCAAAAAGUCUUCAUCUAAAGGUAGUGAUGGUGGUAAUGGACGUGAUGGCCUGCUUCGAUGCCCGAAGUGUGGUACAGUUUGCACUACUGUAGAAACUUUUGUUACCUCCAGCCGGUUUGUAAAAUGUGAAAACUGCAGCCACUUUUUUAUUAUUCUUUCUGAAGUUGAUGCUAAGAGAACUCUUAAAGAGGGUCGCCAUCAGAUUCUUGGAGACCGAACAAGUUCUCGUAAACAUGCACCACCUCCCCCUAAAAAGAUUUUUGAAUACAUUGAGAAGCAUGUGGUAGGACAACAGUAUGCCAAGAAAGUUCUUGCUGUUGCUGUGUACAAUCACUACAAGAGAAUUUUCAAUAAUGUGCCACAUUCCAAUAGACAAGAAACUAUAGUUGAAACUCAGCCUCGAGACAUUUAUAUGGCUUCAGAAAUGAAUACGUAUCCUACAACUCAACCCUGGCGUAUGAGUAGGAGAAUGGUUAGUUCUAGAGAUGAAAACAGAAGAGCUGAAAAUAUAGGGGCUGAUUUGUUGCAUUUAUCUGGAAUACCUCAAAGUGCACUUGGUGUCAGCUUUCAGCAACAGCAACAGAUGGUUCAAGAGUCUGAAAUAAAGGUUAAUCGUGGCUCUGAUAUACUAGAUAACAGUACCCAUGAUUUAAGACUAGAAAAAAGCAAUAUUUUACUCUUGGGACCUACAGGAUCAGGAAAGACCUUGAUUGCUCAGACUAUUGCAAGAUGUUUAGAUGUACCAUUUGCAAUUUGUGACUGUACAACAUUGACUCAAGCUGGUUAUGUGGGUGAAGACAUAGAAUCUGUUAUUGCUAAACUACUUCAAGAUGCUAAUUACAACAUUGAAAAAGCUCAACAGGGAAUUGUAUUUCUGGAUGAGGUGGAUAAGAUUGGAGCAGUUCCUGGAAUUCAUCAACUACGUGAUGUCGGUGGUGAGGGCGUCCAGCAGGGUAUGUUAAAAAUGUUAGAAGGUGCUCUUGUUAAUGUACCUGAGAGAAAUUCUAGAAAGCUGCGAGGUGAAUCAGUGGUUGUGGAUACUACAAAUAUAUUGUUCGUGGCAUCUGGAGCUUUUAAUGGCUUGGACCGAAUUGUGAGCAGACGAAAAAAUGAAAAAUACUUAGGAUUCGGUGCCCCUACAUUUCAAUCCCCUGGCAGGAGGGCUGCAUAUAAUGCAGGGUUGGCGAACAAUUCAAAUAAAGAGAACGCCGCAGAAGAAAAUGCUGAGAAAGAUACAUUGCUGCGUCUUGUUGAAUCUAGAGAUCUGAUUGAAUUUGGGAUGAUACCAGAAUUUGUUGGCCGAUUUCCUGUAGUCGUCCCACUUCAUAGCUUAGAUGAGAAAAUGCUGGUGCAAAUUUUGACAGAGCCGAAAAAUGCUUUAGUUCCCCAAUUCAAAAUGCUUUUUACUAUGGACAAGGUGGAAUUGACAUUUACUGAUGACUCCAUGAAAACUAUUGCUAAUUUGGCUAUGGAUAAGAAAACAGGUGCUCGUGGACUGAGAGCAAUCAUGGAAAAUAUUUUACUCGAAGCUAUGUUUGAAAUUCCUGGAUCUGAUAUUGUUACUGUACACAUAACUAGUGAUGUGGUUUUGGGAAAAUGUCCUCCUAUCUUUGUAAGAAGCGUAAAGCAGGAAAAGUGUUGUGACACCGAAACAAGGGAGGAUUUUGAACGAGCCGCUAACCCUUGAAUGUAAAAAUUUUAGGCAAAAUAAGGUAAAAAAUAAACAUUAAAUAAAACUUUUAUGUAACUAUACGAAGUAAAUAUCUGAUUGUCAUCAAAUUUAGGUAAUAAAAGUAUUUUCUAUUUUA
Parasteatoda tepidariorum (common house spider) is the source of this 2237-nucleotide messenger RNA. RefSeq names its product Caseinolytic protease chaperone subunit (gene ClpX). Gene Ontology annotation, cellular component: mitochondrial matrix. Gene Ontology annotation, molecular function: ATP hydrolysis activity; ATP binding; zinc ion binding. Lineage: Eukaryota; Metazoa; Arthropoda; Arachnida; Araneae; Theridiidae. The record is from RefSeq and is a predicted model, not a curated record.